This is a messenger RNA of Arctia plantaginis, 492 nucleotides long. Lineage: Eukaryota; Metazoa; Arthropoda; Insecta; Lepidoptera; Erebidae. The record is from the annotation of a GenBank genome assembly.
AUGACAGCUGACGAACUUGCACUAAGCGGCAAUGCCCUCCCGUACGGAGCAGGUUUUGGGGCCUUUGGGGCAGGUCCAGUCGGCUAUGGGGCUGCACCUUUCGGAGCUGCACCAGGCUACGGAUUUAAUAGUGCUGCUACAAGCGGCGGUGGAUUUGCAGUCACCAGUAUGUCACCAAUAUCACCAACAGGCAUCAGUGUAGUUUCAGAAAAUGCUAUCGAAGGCCCUCUAUCUAUCACUGGUCAACUACCUUUCCUUGGAGCCAUAGCUUUAGAAGGAGCUUUACCGACAGCUGGUGCAGGAGCUAUCAACUACGGCUGUGGUAAUGGGGCCGUAGGAAUCGUAAGUGAGGGAUUGGCCCCAACUGCGGCCCCUGCAGCAUACCCUGCUGGUCACAACUAUGGAGCGGCUGGAUUCGGUCCUGGUAUGGGAUACCCUGGAAUGGCUGGAAGAUCAUUCAACGGUCUGGGUGGUUUAGGAGCUGUAUAUUAG